Paralichthys olivaceus (Japanese flounder) is the source of this 2762-nucleotide messenger RNA. Lineage: Eukaryota; Metazoa; Chordata; Actinopteri; Pleuronectiformes; Paralichthyidae. The record is from RefSeq and is a predicted model, not a curated record.
GUCGUGAACAUCUGCGUGUGGGUGUUGGCUUCGGCUUUCGGGAUUCCAGCCAUGGUGAUGGGGAAUGUUGAGGAAGAGCAGGAGCACAACAGUGUUGAGUGCAUCAUGGUUUUACCUGAACCAAGGAGUCACUGGGAUCCUGUGUUCGGCACCUGCGUCUUCUUCUUCUCCUUCCUCAUCCCUGUAGCUAUUAUCAGCAUCUGCUACAGCUUGAUGGUCAAGCGCCUACGCAGCGUCCGCAUCCUGUCUGGCUCCAAGGAAAAGGACCGCAACCUGCGGCGCAUCACCAGGAUGGUUCUGGUGGUGGUGGCAGCGUUCGUGGUGUGUUGGACGCCCAUCCAGAUCAUGGUCCUGGCUCAGUCGCUGGGCUUCAACCUGAGCAGCUUGUUCACACUGGUCCUGAUGCACUUCUGCAUCGCGCUGGGCUACGUCAACAGCAGCUUGAAUCCUGUGCUCUAUGCUUUCCUGGAUGAGAACUUCAAGCGCUGCUUCCGCGAGUUCUGCCUCCCGUCACCGUUCCGCCUCGACACCCAGCAGUCAGGCAGGAUGAGGAGCAUCGCCAGGGAGGUGGCAGCCGCCUACAGCUGCAAGGCUGGAGAUGGUGGGGGGCUCGGUGGAGGGACACCUAAUCCCGCAUGACUAGGCGUGGAGCUCCCCUUGGUGGGGGUAGACCCCCAGCAGCGGAGGGAGACGCAGGGCACAGGGAACUCCAACACAGAAUUAACUCAGAUUACAGCUCUCUAGCGGCACGAGCCCUCCCGCCCUCCGACUAGAAGACUUGCCUGGGGCGGGGGGGAGGGAGAUGAAGAGGAUGAGGCCGAAAGGAAAAGAAUUUAGGAACAAAGACGGGUAGAGUGCUCGUGAUGGGCGGAGGGAUACGUAGAAACCUUGGGUAGGAUAGUGCCAGAAGCAGCUGAACCCUUCGUGCUACGAUGGAGCGACAGAUGAGAGAAACCUUGAUGGACGUAGACAUGAUGUAAUCUGACUUUUACUGCAGCUCCAAACACAUCAGCCAAAACAAAAACUAGGUCUGUUACCAACCAGCCGCUGCAGCUCGAGCUCUGGAGAGGCUGGAGCGUAACUUCCACAGAACGAACAAACAAUAAGUGAAGGAGCUGCUGAUACCAAAUCUCUGAAACCACCGUGUGCUGCUUGUAGAAAGAACUUUUGAUCCCCAGUGGUUUGAAGCAGUGAACAGAAAAAUGUGAUUGUGACUGAAUAAUCUGCUGCUGGUGUGAUAUCAGGUCUGAACACAGUGUGUGACACGAUGUUUCAAUUAGACGUUGGAUGACAAACAGACCAAUCUUGAACUAUAUUUCCGAAGCUGUGUCUCGACCCACAGACGGUCACAUGAAUGUUAUUUCUCACAGCAGCAACAUUUCUAAACGUGAAGUGAAACAAUUCUAAGAAUUCUUUUCCUAAAACCGAUUCUUAGAGUUUUUGUGAUUUUUGAAAACUUUCUACCGUCACCUGAGGGCUGUUGAAAUGUAGAGUUGUUAGUGAGGGACGACAAAUUCAAACACACGAGAGAUCCAGAGUUUUUGGGACGGUUCCUGUUUGUGGUGCGUCCACAUGUGAAUUAUGAAUUCUCCUUGAUCCAAACAGGAAAACUCCUUUAUGACAUUUGCAGCUUUUGCCAAAACCAAUCUUUGAACAUCACCUGGUAAAAAAAAACGUAAAAGCUGUUUCUGUUAUUUACAUCAAGCACUUAUGGAAGAUAAGAUGCCUUAAGUUCACCUGGAAUCAUCAUUUGUCAGAUAAAUCCAGUGAUGAUGAUGAUGAAGAUUAAAACCAUGAGGACAGUCUGAGGCCGGCUCACCAGACUCAUCACACAUCUGUGAUUGUACCUUUCACUCACAGUAUCUGCAUCGUCUCAUGGAAGUCAUAUAAAUACGGUGAUGUCCUCUGAGCUGGUCGGCUCAUGAUUGUUGCUUUUAGGAGGAAGUGAUGAAAAAAGGCGUGAUUCAGGAUUUACACACAGAACCUUUGUUCAUCUAUGUGUGAAGUUGUUUUACUGACGACGGCUCCACAACAUUAACCACUUGAGCAAGUUUACAUGUGAAGCAUCGUUACUGUCCUGUACGUAUGCAGGCAAACUGUGAUGGAGCGUUCACGCCUCUCUACACAUCAAACUUUAUUCUAUCCAUUGUUGAAAGUCACUGGAGACGGGUCCUGGCACUGAUCCCAGCCGGUGGGUCACCAGACUGGUGGGGCUCAGAACCAUCGGACUUCCAGACGCCGGCAGAAGACAGUGAAACUUCCUCUGUGACCUUUUCUCAACUGGUUCAACCAUCAGUUGUCGUCCCCCUCUUGUCUUUUCCUACAGAGACAUUCGGUGUGAACGCAGCGUUUUGGACAUUAUGCAUCUGUCAGCAUAUCGUUGUUUCUGUUAUUCUUGCCAUGCACAUGUUCAGCGUCUGCUGAACCAGAACAUCCGACUGUGAUUCCAGAUGAUUGGAGGUGUAAAAUAUAGACCGAGUAUAAAGUAGGUCAUGAAAAACUCUGUAGAAAACUCCGCCUUCAUCCCUGUGUGAGUUUCUGCAGUGGGAACGUCACCGAAUUCCUGAAGUCGACAGAAGUGAAGGAACGAGGCGCUCACUGUUCCAGUCGAAGCCUCGACCCUCUGAUGAGAUGGUGGUCAGGUUCUGAGUCAGGGUCUGAGUCAGGUUCUGAGUCAGGUUCUGAGUCAGGUUCUGUGUCAGGGUCUGAGUCAGGGUCUGUGUCAGGUUCUGAGUCAGGUUCUGAGUCAGGGUCUGAGUCAG